AUACUUUUAUUUCAUACGCUGUGUGUAUGCGCAUCACCGCAUCAAGUCGGCUGUCGCGUAUUUGAUGCGACGAUGUCAUGUCACACGUAUUGGUUAAGUGUUCAUCAGCUGCCUGAAGUGUGCACGAUCUGAAGGCAGAAUGGGUCGAAGCUACAUGGUAGAAGAGGCGGUGGAGAAAUAUCUUGGUGGGCUUCAGACACCUCCUGGAUCGUGUGUCACAGGACUCUUAAUUGGUCAGUCAUCCCCUCAGAGAGAAUUCAUAGUGUUGGCUGUACAGACUCCAUACAGGGAUAGUAAAGGCCAUCCGAAGGUUUCUACAGGCAGUCCUUUGGAUGAGAUUGAUGUGGAGUGGGUAACAGAACAUGCCAAGCAGUUAUCUCACAUGUUACCAGGAGGUCUCAGCAUCCUCGGCCUGUUUUUAGUAACCCCACCUGAACUAUCUAAAGAUGCCCAGAACACUCUUAAAAGGCUUAUAUUUGCUGUGGAUAAAUACAUAACUAAAGGAAGACUAUGGGAGCUCUCAGAGGAGGACGUAACGGAUCGAGUCACACUGCACAUUUGCUCCAAAUCGAAGAAAGCUGUCUGUAAAACAUUCGAUGUAAAGGAUCCAAAGAGUUCAGCCAAGCCAGCAGACUGGAAGUAUCAGGCAGGAGUCUCGACAUCCUGGCCCAUGUUGACCUGCUCUGUGGAGCUCGACCUUAUGAUACCUCUGACUGAAUCAUCUUCCGAUAACACAGAUAAGUGCAUGCAGGAUGGCCUUAGGAAAUGGGCCAAGCAGAUCGAGGCUGGUCACUGUCUCAUAAAUGGUAGACAGGCAUUAGAUGACUCUGAACUCAUUUCAGGACAGAAAAAAAAUCCAAAGAUUAUCCAGCAUCUUACUCUUCCAGUACGGAUCCUUGUCUCGGAUGAGCAAUCAGAGGUGGAUGAGAGGUCCAGCGCGCAGGUUCAAGUGUGUAGUGGUUCAGCAAGGGUUCGAGGGGUGGUGCACUGCAGGGCCUACAUCCACAACAAUAAACCUAAAGCCAGACAUGCAGCACAGGUCAUUAAGAGAGACAUCAUAAAUACAAUUUCCUGCAGAGUUGCGAUGUUUCUUGAGGAUCUUUUAAUAAGCGAGGGGAGUCACAAAGGCCCGUGCAGUGGUCCGAAGGCUCUUCCUCGACGUGUUUUUGUCCAAGUGCCCUGCUCUGGCCUGUCUGUGUGUGACUACAUGUUCCCAGAUGAAAGCACAGCUGAUGUGGCCGAGCGUCUUAAAGAGAUGCUGGACUGGGAAACACCAGAGGGGAACAUAGAUAUUAGUCUGGAGAGCAAUUACUUAUUUUGCCCUGAUGUACCUGAAAGUCGCAGUGAUGACUACAGCAGUCGUUUCACUUCAGAAGCACAAGUUGAAACACCUAAAACCCAGAAAGCCUUUCAAUACUAUGCUGGUUUGGCAGUAGCAGCAGCGAUUGCUUUUCUUGCUACAGCUACAUCCCUGCUGUAUUUCAAUGAAUAACACUGCAGUACAUGUAUGUAUGUACAAGUGUAUAAAAUGGCGUGGUUGAGUAAUAUUGAAUCAUCAAUGAUCAUUGAUAUUUUUUUAAAUAUAAUUUACUUCAAUAAACACUUUAGGUUGAAGCUAUACUUAAAACAUUUUAUUGACAUUUGAAACAACUUAAGUUAAAAAUUGUAAUUUAAAGAUCAUUCUGUAAAAAUGUAACCUUGAUAUCUUUAACCCUAAUAAGUCCCUCGGGGUCAAUCUUACACCCAAGCCACUUUUAUUUAGUUAAAAAACAUGGUUCCCUUCAUCUCAGUGAAAUAAGAUUCGGUGACUUUUCCAGAUUAUCUGUCAAGAUUCAUAUAAAAAAACUGGGCUUGAUUCGGUCGUUCUAAAGAGGUGUCAAAAAAAUCACCAAAAGAGGCCCUUUGGGGGUAAAAAUGACCCAAAUUGAAAUGAAUGGGAAAUGCAAAAAAGAAUUUUUUUGUUAUUCAUCAAAUAAAAUCAAUGCAUCCAGAAUUAAUCUGAAAAUUUUGACAUAUAAAGGUAGGCCUGGUACUAGAGCACAAAUGCAACAUAGAAAAGACAUGCGCUAUCACACACACACACACACACACACACAAAUAGACACGCACAUACACACAAAGGUAUGACUGCCAUAGAGAGCAUUUUUUACAGAAUUUGGCAAAAAAUCAGCCACAGAUGCAAAACAAAGAUGUAAAAUGCCCACACACAUACAUACACACACGUGCGUACAAACACACAGACUCCACACACACACGCACAAAGACACAGUAAAACUUACACACACAUAAAGACACAGACAAAAAGACAAAGUCACAAUCGCGUGCGCGUGCACGCACGCAAACACACACACACAAAUACACACGGACACACACACAGACAGAAACACACACAGACAAACACACAUUUAGUCAAAUUUCUGUGGCAUUUUGUAAAAACAGACAUUUCAAAAUGCAUCAAAAACUACAAAAAAUUAUACUAUUAUUUGAAAAAAAAAUUAUUUUUAAUGACCUUUCUAAUGCUUAUAUAAACAUAAAUUCACAAAAUGUUUCACUAAAGUACUGAUGUUGAGCAGAUGGUCAAAUCCAGUGAAAUGAAUGCGUCUCUAUGGGACUCUGCUGGUCAGAAUGAUUGUUUUUUUUCUAAACACCAAAUGGUCGAAUUCAACACAUAACAUCUAGAUCAAUAUCUAAAAAACAAUUUAAAUCAAAUUUAGAUCAUAAUUUAUGUGAAUUUUUCAUAAAAUUUUGAUAUUUUACAGGCAAGCUAACGGUGUAGUUGAAGAAUUAAGUGGUAAACAGGUACAAAAGUACUUCAUAUCUCCCAAAACACAGCAUUAUUGUAUAGAUGGGAAGUAAACAAAAAAAAUGAUGUAUUAUUUAUAUCAUUAAAUAUUUAUAUAGUUUUUUUUAAUCACCCUUUUAAUUUCUGGGGUCAUUUUUACCCCCAGGGAACUCUAACUUAUACAGAAAAAUAGGGGCUUAUGAGGGUUAAUGUUGACUGAGAAAUGCCAUUUCAACUUUGAUGCUCUUAAUCUCAUAAUUAGAUUAAGACUUAAAACUGGAUUUCACAGGCAUGGUUGCAAUUUUUAUUUUCUCCUUUAUUUUCUGUUUUGUAAGCACUGCUGGCAUGUGUCCACAUGUGCUGUAUUACGAACAAAAUAAAAGCGUUCAUUAUCGUCA
Molecule: messenger RNA, 3180 nt
Organism: Misgurnus anguillicaudatus (oriental weatherfish)
Lineage: Eukaryota; Metazoa; Chordata; Actinopteri; Cypriniformes; Cobitidae
Gene: odr4
Product: odr-4 GPCR localization factor homolog
Biological process (GO): intracellular protein localization
Cellular component (GO): endomembrane system
Source: RefSeq, a predicted model, not a curated record